AUGGCUUCCUUUCUCCCUGUCAACAACUCGGCCUCUGAAGACCACGCUAUGGACGGAGCAGCUACACCUCGUGCGGUCCCAAAUGGUGUGUCGGCCGACGUUUCUUCGACGGAGCAGUUUCCGGACGGAGUUUCACACCACAGCCGUGGUAGCGACGCUUCAUCCCGCACAACCUUAACUCACGUUCGAACCCCAUCAACGUCUGACGAACAAAUGCACGAUUCCGAGGGAGAACACGACGAUUCCGAUCAUGAUCAAAAUGUCGGGGGUAACGCACCACCCUCAAAAAAGAAGAAAGGUCAACGAUUCUUCUGCACAUCUUUCCCUCCUUGCAAUCUGAGUUUCACACGGAGCGAACAUUUGGCUCGCCAUAUUCGAAAACACACCGGCGAACGUCCCUUCCAGUGCCACUGCUCUCGGCGGUUUUCCCGACUCGACAACCUCCGCCAGCAUGCUCAAACCGUCCAUGUCAAUGAGGAAAUUCCCGGAGAUUCGCUGGCGGCUACGGGCACACGGUUUCAGCGUCAGGUUCGUACAGAUCGAGUGCGCCCACCAGGCCGGGCGCGGGCAGGCACCGGAGGCAGUGUUGGUGGUCACACCCGAGGUCAUAGCAGGAAUUUGUCAACUUCGAGUAUUGCGUCCACCGCUUCGACAUUCAGUCAACCCCCGGAACUUCGUCGGCGCCCCCCGCCUUUGAUCAUGGCCAACGACCCCGCAGCUCGAUCCCGACUGGCAAUGGAUUCCACGGGAGAACCUCCGAGCACACCCCCAGCCCAGAUCCGUGGUGUUCCUGGUCCCUCGACAGCUGGAUCACCAUACACCACCAAUAUGUUUGCUGCCACCGGUGGAAGCCCCCAAUUCGCCUCGCCCAUGGCUGGCACGACACAUGGAUUCUGGGAAGGAAAGACCGCCGCCCGUCGCCUUUCCGUGCCAACGAGCAGCAACCCUUUCCUCGCACAACAUGGCAACACAUAUCCCCCGGUAUAUCACACUCCCGCCGGCGCACCUUAUCCAAACGCCGCUGGUGUAUUCGCAAGCCCCACUAGCACACAUUAUUCAGUAUCUCGUGAUGAGGCCACCUUAAGUGCGGCUGAGGCGGAGAUGCGGAGAAGGACGUGGCACCCUUCGUCACACACAGGGUUUCCACGUCCUGGGACUAGUGGACUGAACCAAUAUCAUACACCUGACAAUGUCCCGGCCUCAUUCGGCGCGAACGGUUCGACUGAGCAUCCACCCCGACUCCCUGGGAUUGAAAGUUUCGACAAAGUAGUCCAACGGCCGAUGACCCCUCCCACUCGGAAAACCAGCCCAAUGCAGCUUGAUGGUCACCGUCCGCCCAACUCAAGCUUUGGAUCCGGGUUCAAUUACACACAGCCAGCCCACCGUCCACCACCUCCCAUCUCCGGCCCUGGUCACCGACGAGGCCAUGUAUCCUGGGAUAUGUCUUUGCACCAUAACCUUACCGGGCUGGAUAUCCGAGACCGACGUCCAUCCACUGCAUCCGCUUCUCAAUGGAGUCAACAAACACUUGCGGAACUCCAAAGUGUCUCUUCCCGGCCAUCCUCAUCUUACCAGCCGGCGUUCGGCCCAACAGCCGAAAGAAGCCCCGAAGAGUAUCGGGGACAUCGCCCAAGCCUUUCAACAGGGAGCCGCACGCGGACUUCUCCCGAGGAUUCCAGUAGCAGCGAGGGUGUCCAUACCCCAUCUACCGCAUCGCUUGAUUACCAUCCCGCGAUUGUGCACAGUAGCGGAUAUAUCGAAUCUAAUGACUCCUCGCUGCCUUCCGAUCAUCCUCCACCGAUUUGUGGCCGUCAAUCCUCCCACGCGGACAGCUACGAAACCCACAACGACCGAGAGCCCAGAUCGGACGUCUUCUCAGAUUCCCCUGCCCGGAAUUCAGGCAUGGGUCGUCUGGAGGCUCUUGUCGCCGUCGCUACGAGCGAGAACAAAGGAGCAACCAAGCUAUUUCUGUAA
Penicillium griseofulvum is the source of this 1974-nucleotide messenger RNA. Its product is annotated as C2H2-type zinc finger protein. Gene Ontology annotation, molecular function: DNA-binding transcription factor activity, RNA polymerase II-specific; RNA polymerase II cis-regulatory region sequence-specific DNA binding. The transcript is spliced from 2 exons. The record is from RefSeq and is a predicted model, not a curated record. Gene Ontology annotation, biological process: regulation of transcription by RNA polymerase II. The coding region runs from base 1 to 1974 and encodes 657 amino acids. Lineage: Eukaryota; Fungi; Ascomycota; Eurotiomycetes; Eurotiales; Aspergillaceae.